UUGUGGCCAAAAUGAUUCGAAACGAUCGUAAUCGAUUAAAGGAUUCACGUUUUUUCACCAAAUUGUAUAAACUUUUCCUUGAAAACGAUCAAGGACGAUCGAAAAUUUUGGAUGUGACAAGAGUUGAUCGUCCAAAAUUUGUUGAAUUAUCAUUUGUUGGUUCCGGUUCGUAUGCUGAUGUGUUUCGUUCGAAAGCAAAUGGUGAAUUUGUAUUGAAAAUGAUACGUUUACUACCGGAUGAAAUAUUGAAACGAAUUCAAUCGUCUACUAUAUCCCGACAUACAAGCUAUUCAGAUGCCUAUCAAGAAUGUAAAAUUUCUGAUGCAUUAUCACAAUUACAGAAUCUGGUUAUCAAAAAUCGUUCUUACCGUUGUUCAAUAUUUCCUCAAAUAUUCUCCAAAUUCCUAUCCAAAGAUAUUUCUUUUAAUCAUAAAAAAAGUUACCAAACAUUUUCCGAAAUUGAAUGUCAAUAUUCAAUUGAUCCAAUUGAACAUUUUGGAAUAAAUGUUUCCAGAGAGAAUCUUCUGAUGGUCAUGGAAGAUUGUGGUCAAUUAAUGAUCGAUCUCAUCGAUGAUCUUCACCCAUAUGCAAUGUUAUCGAUAUUGAAACAAAUUAUCGUAGGUCUAAUGAUUGCAGAACAAGUUUUUGAAUUCGAACAUCGUGAUCUACAUUCGGGCAAUAUUUUAUUGCAGCCCUUUCAACAGCAUUCAAUUCCAUUCACAUAUGAUAAUAAAGUGAUAUCUAUUCCUAGCUAUGGCUUUUUGGUAAAGAUCAUUGAUACCACUUUUUCUCGUCUAAAAUAUGAUAACAUAAUUUACUUCAAAGACAUGACAUGUUUGUUUGAAAAUUUUGAGGAAAAAAAAUGUCGUCGUGCUAAUGAAAAAUGUCCAAUACGUAUGCAGGAUAUGAUUUAUGAUCAAAUGUCACAAGUUAUUCAAAAUGAAUGGCAAAAAUUUUAUCCAAAAACUAAUUGUAUCUGGAUAAAAUAUGUUAUUUAUAAGAUGCGAAAAUCUUUAUCAACUCGUAUGCAACAAUUUGAAUCUUCCACAGAUUCGGUAACCAAAAAUCGCCGUUCAUCAUUAUCAUCAAUGACAUAUGCACAUCGUGUUUACCGUUUGUUAGAACAAUAUAAUAGAUUAAUGGAUAAAUGUUCAAAUUUAUUGCAAUGUUUUUACACCAUUAUCAAUGAUCAAUCUGGACUCAAUGAUUUUGUUCGAAUAAGCUUUUUCACCAAUGCUGAUGAAUGAAUGGGGUGUGGUGGUAGUAAUAAUAAUAAAUAGUGAUGAAUGGUGUUUGUAAUUCUAGAUCAAAACACAGCAGUUUGAACACAUUUCGUUAUGGAUAAAAUAACAUUCGGUCUUUUUUUUCUAUUUUAGUGUGGCCAAAAUGUGACAAUAUAAAUAAACAAUGAUAAUAAACAGAGUUUGUUUUUUUUUAGAAAAAAUGCACUCAACUAUCAUUUCGAUGAUAACGUGUUUUAAUCAUUUUUUUUUUUUUUUUUUUUGAAUAAUCAAUCAAAUUUUUAAUCUCUGGUGAUCGAUUAUAUUUUACAAUCAAUUCGAUUUUUUUUUAUAUUAUUCGAAAUAUGUAUACAAUAUAAAAAUAUAAAUUGAAUACAUGAAUGGGUUAUCAAUUUUGUUUUUGUUUUUUGUUUUGGUAUUUACAAAAAUAACCUUGUUGCCUGAUGUGCACUUAUUUUAUAUAAACAAUAAUUUUCUGAACAGGAAAUUUUCAUUAUACAUCGUUUUUUUU
This is a messenger RNA of Dermatophagoides farinae (American house dust mite), 1752 nucleotides long. Its product is annotated as serine/threonine-protein kinase haspin homolog. Gene Ontology annotation, molecular function: ATP binding; histone H3T3 kinase activity. The record is from RefSeq and is a predicted model, not a curated record. Lineage: Eukaryota; Metazoa; Arthropoda; Arachnida; Sarcoptiformes; Pyroglyphidae. Gene Ontology annotation, biological process: protein phosphorylation; intracellular signal transduction; mitotic cell cycle. Gene Ontology annotation, cellular component: nucleus; cytoplasm.